UAGUAUAUAAGCAUUGGUGAUUGUUAAUCCUUAUCAUCUUCUGCGGGUAUCUCAUCACACUCAGAAGUCUAAGAAGUCAUGAAUAAACUUCUUGUUUUGUUCGGCUUGGCCGCAUUGGCCGAAGUCGUUUUGGGAGGCCCCGGACUUACUGUGAGAUUCGAUGUCGGUCUGAACAUGGGUACAAAAUUCUUCAUCCCUGUGCCACAUAACCGUGCUAUGGCUGAAGAAAAAGGUUGGAAAAAAUACGAAAGAGCAACUAAAGAUCGUCCACUACUUAAAGACAUGUACUGCGGAGAAUCUCUCACUUGCUGUGUGUUGAUGGAUGAUAACGGCUAUGCUGGUGGCUUCCAGACCGCUUACGAGAAGAAAAAGUUCAAGAACCCAGUGUUCGACUGGGAAAUUCAGGGUUACACGACCUGGAAGGUUAAGGUGAAUGGCGUCGAGAAGGAGUACUGGGUUAUCACACAAUACUUCGUUUCAGACGAAUAUUUGGCGUAUUCCAAGGAAGCGCGUAAACAGUCAUACGACAAUUCUCAAUUGUUACAAGAACAAUACGUUUGGUUCACCGGAUUUCACGGUAAAUUGUACAAAGUGCCUGUUAGAGGCGACAAAAUACCUGAUGCCGGUUUCACAGAGCAGAACUGCAUUCCAUGGAUGGGACAUCACUACUACUGGAACAUGACUAAGGAUACCGAAUGUACAGACGACAACAUUCACCCGUACUUCCCAUUGGUGAAAUCGAACAGGAUUGUCGGCGCCGGCUCCCUCACCGCUGGUAUCAUGGAAUUCGAUAAAGAUGAGACUGAUUACUGUGAGAAACCUGCCAAGGCAGCUGUACAGCUGAUCGUGAACAAAGGCCCGCAAUGCCUGUACGACCUGGCCGAGAAGCCUGGCUUCACCACCAUGCACGUGUACUACGUUGACGACCCAUACUGGAUCACCUGUGUCUUCCAGUAACGUGUAUACGAAAUGUAAUUGAAACGUUAAUAUAUGUUGUGUUGUA
Manduca sexta (tobacco hornworm) is the source of this 1003-nucleotide messenger RNA. RefSeq lists its product as uncharacterized. Bases 79 to 957 code for a protein of 292 amino acids. The record is from RefSeq and is a predicted model, not a curated record. NCBI's taxonomy places the organism in Eukaryota, Metazoa, Arthropoda, Insecta, Lepidoptera, Sphingidae. The transcript has 7 exons.